GCGGACGCUUCUUCUUCUCUCCUCCCCCUUCAGACCCCGCCGCUCCACUCCAUCUCUCUCUCUCUCUCUCUCUUUUCCUCUCUCUCUCCCUCUCCCUCUCCCCCUUUCUUAAAUUGACAUUGGUCUGGCUCGAAACAUGAUAACAAAAAAGCCUUCCUCUGCUCCGCGCUGUCGGGCUAUCCUCAACCCCGAUCACUUGAAACUCAAAUAAGGCAGGCGUAAAGAGGAGAAAAGGGGGAUCGCACAGUAUCCUGUCAGCGGGUGCUCAGAGGGAAUAACAAGAGACCUUUAUACCACGCGCACACCCUUGUAGCCUAUGUGCUCUUGCGCAUCGUAGAUCUUAGAAAAGUGCUCGUGUUCAACUACAGUGAAAGUUAACAUGUAUAUGCACGCUUUGAUACGCGCGAGCCUGGGAUUUGUAGGUUUCUGCCUGGUCGUCUUUGUCCAACAGUCAGCUUCAGGAAGUAAAACCACUCAAGAUGUGGACGAGUGUGCAGAGGCGCUUGACAACUGCAGCAUCGAUGCCAUCUGCCAGAACACCCUGAAGUCAUACAAAUGUAUCUGCAAGUCAGGCUAUAAAGGGGAUGGCAAACAUUGUGAAGAUGUCGACGAGUGUGCAACUGAGUACAAUGGCGGCUGUGUCCACGAGUGCAUUAACAUCCCAGGAAAUUACAGGUGCACAUGCUACGAUGGCUUCCGCUUGGCACAUGAUGGGCACAAUUGUCUAGAUGUGGAUGAGUGUUCAGAAGGCAACGGCGGAUGCCAACAGAUUUGUGUCAACAUGAUGGGCAGUUACGAGUGCCGCUGCAGAGAAGGAUUCCUUCUGAGUGACAACCAGCAUACCUGCAUCCAAAGGCCUAAAGUGCAACCAGAAGGCGCAAAGGAGGGACCCACCUGCAUGGACAAGAAUCACGGCUGUGCACACAUCUGUAGGGAAACACAGAAGGGUGGCAUCUCCUGCGAGUGUCGACCUGGAUUCCAGCUUACCCGUAACAUGAAGGACUGCAAAUUGACGUGUAACUAUGGUAAUGGGGGCUGCCAGCACAUCUGUGAGGAGACCGAUCACGGCCCCAAGUGUUCGUGCCACAUGAAGUUCGUCCUACACAGCGAUGGAAAGACUUGUGUAGGGGAGAGGAGUGUCCAGCCCCCGGCAGUCCCACAGCUGUUCCCCAAUGAGACCUGUGCAGUGAACAAUGGCGGCUGUGAUAGCACAUGUCAUGAUUCAGUGACAGGAGUCCGCUGCAGCUGUCCUGUUGGCUUCACUCUGCAGCCGGACCGCAAGACCUGCAAAGACAUUGAUGAGUGCCGCCUGAACAAUGGUGGCUGUGAUCAUGUGUGUCGAAACACAGUGGGCAGCUUUGAGUGCAGCUGCAAGAAAGGCUACAAGCUUCUGACCAAUGAGAGAACUUGUCAAGACAUUGACGAAUGCUCUUUUGACCGCGCCUGUGACCACUUUUGUGUCAACUCUGCCGGCAGUUUCCAGUGCCUUUGUCAUAAAGGCUACGUCCUCUACGGCCUGGCACACUGCGGAGAUAUUGAUGAAUGCAGUAUAAACCGUGGGGGCUGUAAAUAUGGCUGCAUCAACACUUUGGGGAGUUACGAGUGUACCUGUCCACCAGGGUACAAGCUGCACUGGAACAGGAAAGACUGUAUUGAGCUCGUGAAAUGUCCUCCUGGACUGGUUGCACCGAAAGCCACUCUGACCUGCAGCAAGACGGGCAAGAAAGAGAGCUGCUCUCUUACCUGUGCCUCUAAAGCUCACUACCUGGCAGAGUCUGACAACAGCUACUCAGUCAGCUGUGGCAUCCCCAUCCUCAGAGGAAAGUCCCCCACCAGGCUCAACUCCAGCAGCAGUCAGAGCUGCAUAGAGACUUUGGCCCCUCCAGUGAAGCAGACGGCUUCUUUCAAGAUUAAAAAUGCCAAAUGUCACCUGCACCCUAAACUGACUGGCAGGACGGAGGACAGGGGACGGACACUAGGACCAGGAGGGGGGCAGCCCUGCAGCAACUGCCUUGUAACAUUUGUCAACCUCAAAUGUGACUCCUCCAAGAAAACUAAAGGGCGGCGUGCUCGCAACCCCGCUAACAAAGAGGUAACACGCAUUACUUUGGAGCUGGAAGCCGAGGUCAAACCUGGAGACACGACAGGCAGCUGCAAUCUCAGCUGCCUCAGGCAGCGCAUGGAGAAGCAGGUUAAGACAUAUAUCAAGGCUUUGAAGAAGUCCAUCAACCAGGAGCGCUUCCUGAUCCGAGUCGCUGGUUUGGAAUAUGAGGUGGCUCAAAAACUUCCCCAGGCUGCUCCUGUUCAGGAGAACUGUGGCCCAGGCUGGGAGAGGGACAGUGGCCGAUGUGUCAGAUGUUUGUCGGGGUCUUACUACCAUGGUGAGCAGGAGCGCUGUGUCCAGUGUCCACCUGGCACUUUCCAGGAGAAGGAGGGGCAGCUGGCCUGUGACCUCUGCCCUGGCAGUGACGGCCAUGGGCCUGUCGGGGCUCGAAACAUCUCCUCCUGUGCAGGCCAGUGUCCAACAGGGUCAUUCUCCAGCGAUGGGUUCAAACCAUGUCAGCCGUGCCCUCAGGGUACCUACCAGCCAGAUUUGGGACGGACCCUGUGCUUCCCCUGUGGGGGAGGACUAAGCACCAAGCGGGAAGGUGCCAGCUCCUUCCAUGACUGUGAAGUCAAAGUUCAGUGCUCUCCAGGUCAUUACUACAACACGUCAGUACACCGGUGCAUCCGCUGCCCAGUGGGGACCUAUCAGACUGAGUUUAGACAGAACUACUGUAUUUCCUGCCCUGGGAACACCACCACUGAUUUUGAUGGUGCCACAAGUGUCUCACAGUGCAAGAACAGGCAAUGUGGUGGAGAGAUGGGCGAGUUCAUGGGUUAUAUUGAGUCACCUAACUAUCCCGGUAAUUACCCUGCUAAUGUGGAGUGUAUUUGGAACAUCAACCCACCCAGCAAGCGCAAGAUCCUAAUCGUGGUGCCAGAGAUUUUCCUGCCCUCAGAGGACGAGUGUGGAGAUGUGUUGGUUAUGAGGAAGAACUGGUCAGCUACAUCCAUCACCACCUAUGAGACAUGUCAGACGUACGAGCGGCCUAUCGCUUUCACAGCUCGCUCCAGACGUCUCUGGAUUAACUUCAAGUCCAAUGAGGCCAACAGCGCCAGGGGCUUUCAAAUCCCCUAUGUUACUUACGAUGAGGACUAUGAACAGCUUGUAGAGGACAUAGUGCGAGAUGGAAGACUCUACGCCUCAGAAAACCAUCAAGAAAUCCUCAAGGAUAAAAAACUGAUUAAGACUCUUUUUGAUGUGCUGGCUCACCCAAACAACUACUUUAAGUACACCACUCGGGAGUCCAACGAGAUGCUUCCUCGCUCCUUCAUACGUCUCAUAAGCAGCAAAGUCUCCGCUUUCCUCCGACCAUACAAGUAAAAGGUGACACAACUGCUGACACACCGGAUCGCAACCCCCUCCCACCUCCCCAACAUCCCCCUCCACCCUACAGGCCACAUCCCGCAACUCUCACAGGGCUUAAUCACACAAAACAUACUACCAUGUUUACCCUCUUAUUUUCCAUAGGCUUUGACAAGAAACACUAUGCAGACCUGAAAAAUACUGAACAUUAUAUGUGUUUUUAGGUUUUUCGUCAGUUUCCAUUCAGCACAGGUCUGCAGUCCCAAGCUCAAACAUUUAGUGGGGAUGUAGAGUAUGUGAGUGGGUUUGGUUUCUAUUGUGUUGUGCAACGAAACCACACACACACACACACACACACACAAAAAAAAACAAUAGAAACGCCUUUUUCCACACAGGAGUGACGUUUUUGUGUACGCGGUUUGAGCUUGAUAGAGCUUGUUAUUGUAUUUACUUAAAUGAGCGGUCUGCGUUCCAGCUCCAACUCCUACCAUUAAGUAUGACUGUUAAGUGUUGUGUAAGUGUUGUGUAACCCUGGUUCCAUCUUCAGUGUCUGUGUGCUGUCCUCAAGGAGGAGCAGUUGUUAAAUUCAUACCGCAGCUGUGUUCCAGGUCAUUUAAAGCCUUACUAUAUUUGAGCUCUUAGAGCAAUUUCCAAGAGUUUUACUGUUAAAACAGUUAAUCUAUGUUUUGUUCCGUCUGUCUAGACUGUACUAGCGUUUUCCAACCUUGAGAUAAUUUCUGUUGCUCUUUUUCAAACCAACUUAAAAUACAAAAAAAAGGGUGAUUUAUCAUUCCAAGAACAGAGUGAACAUUUGGGAGAUGAAAACAAACUAAUAAUUGUGAGAGCCACAGAAAUGAGAUAAUGUGAUGUCUAGUGGAACAUGUCUCGGUGAGAGAGAGAGUGAGUGAGAGAGAAAUGUCUUUGAGGGACAUUAUGUUUGCUGCUUCUUUUAAAAGGUCACUUUAAUUCUUCAAUCUCAUAUUGUCUUUCUGAUGUACUCUACAUACUAAUAGUCUAUAGGUUUAAAACAAAAGAAAGCUCCUAAUCUGAAAUACUUUAGUGCUUACACAACAGUAAGUUGAUAAUCUCACAUUGCCUGUCUGUGGACUACCAGUUUUAUUGUGUUUUUAUUUCAAUCUUGUAAAUAAUGAAAAUAAAUUAGACGAGGGUUGAAUUCUAUAAUCCAAAUUUUCUUACGCAGGACCCUAACCCCCCCCCCCAAAAAAAAAUCACUUUCUGCCCUUGAUGUUUCACCAAUCUCAAAUCCAAAGACACCCAGUACCCCUCUCCAAACACCCCGCUCACAUUUUGUUCUGUCCCAAUGAAGACAGCUCUUCCAAAGACUUCCCAAAAACGGGCGGGUCAAGUUGUUUUGUGCACUAGAUUUAGAACCCAUCAUCCUACCUUUUUUAGUACAAAGUGCAAUGAAUGAAAGGAACACACCUUACUUUUGGUUACGCUCUUGUGACCCACAAGAAGGUUGUGAAAUGUUUUGGGCUCAUUGUAUUGAAUAUUUAUCAUUCACUAUGGGCAGCAGAUGUUUAGGUUCCAACACAUUAUUACUCUCUAAAAUUUAGUCUGUUAAAAAUGUGAUAAAAACUGGUAUUUGGUGUGUGUAAAAAAAAAAAAAAAAAAAAAAAAAGAAAAAGGAAAAAAAAAGUAUAUUGUGAUUUCAAAACAGCGACCAAAACAGGGUAAUACAUAAUUUAUGUUUAGUAAAAGUCUAACACUUUAUGUUAGAAUCCAAAUAGGUUGACAUUUUGGAAAGAACACUUGUUUGUUUUUUUGCCAAGACUUAGAUGAAGAUCACUCUCUUUCUGCACCAUAGCUUAACAUAGAAUAAAGAGUGGAAACAGAGAGAAAUCUCAGAUAUAUAGCAUGGAAACAAGACUCAAGAAUCAUUGGCAUGUUUGCUUCAGCAUCAGCACCUCCAGUUGUGUAAGCCAGGGAUCAUGGCCAUGUUUUAGUCCAGUGAGUGGGACUACUCAGUUGGAGCUCCAGUCAAACAAUUGAUAGGCUUUGUUUCCUGUAUGUGAAAACAGCUCAGACUUGGAGCCCAACAGAUUAAAUUACUCAAUUAAAUUAAAUUACUCUUACCACUCGUGCUGCAGAGGCUGCUGUUGCUAAGUAAAAGUUACAUAGUGUUGCUUUAAAUGGUACAAAAACCAUGGCGUAAAAACAAUACACUGUGGGUUUUAGGGGGAGCUGGGCAUAGUGACUCCACAAUGACGAUGGGCGUCUUGGCAAGAAAGCAAAUUUCCCAAAAUGUCAGGGAUAGUCCUUCAAAGUCAUUAUUACCACCACUGCAGUCAGAUCAGUACAGAUGACUAUGUGGUUAGUGGGCAAGUGACAAUGAUAACCCCCCCCCCACCCCUUAACCCACAUAUUCAACCCUCUAAAGAAAUUAAAAUGAGUCAAUGCUUACUCUCCAAUAUCUAAUGAAAAUUUCGGGGAAGAUAUUUUGUCCCCACUAUUGUAAAUAAAAUUUAAAAAAGUGGGUUGGUGCAACAUAUCGUGUACCAGCCUGUAUCUAAGUACCUGAACUUUAGGAUGACAAAGGGAAUUUGAACACAUUGUCAAACUUGAGGGCAAUGCUGGGCCAAGCCAUGAAGAACUCAUGUCAGUUUAAAAUUCCUCUAUACACAUCUCACCUAAAUGCUAACUUCAGUCACAGAUUAUUGACAUUUUUAUAUCUAUGUAGAUGCCAUCACGCAGCAUCCCAGUGUGCUUGCUUGGCCCACAUGCCCUCAUUUCCCAAAACUCCCCCUCCUACCAAAAUCAGCUUCUUUCCUGCAACCUGAUAAGUUUUUUUUUUUAAUUUGUUGCCUUUUAACGAGAGUUUGCUAUGAUGUAUCAUAGAGUUGAUAAUAUUUGCACUUGAAUUGUUAUUGCUCAUGUAAAGAAAUGUCUGGAUUUUGUAUUGUCUUUUUAAAAUGAAUGGAAUUGGUGUUCUUAUUUUCUUGUAGCUUGUUUGUUCAUGAAAUGCUCACUCACCGUUUAGUCUAUAGAGAUGAUACACAUACAGUAACAUUAUCAACUGUAAAAAAAAAUAAAUAAAAAUAAAGCAAAAAAAAAAAAAAAAAACAAUGUACAGAGGUGAAUGAAACAAGUUUGUACUUGUUACUGCCCAAAACGCUUGUCAAAAUAAACUUACUGUACUUCA
Molecule: messenger RNA, 6572 nt
Organism: Lates calcarifer (barramundi perch)
Lineage: Eukaryota; Metazoa; Chordata; Actinopteri; Centropomidae
Gene: scube3
Product: signal peptide, CUB domain, EGF-like 3
Exons: 23
Coding region: 380-3427 (1015 amino acids)
Biological process (GO): signal transduction
Cellular component (GO): cell surface
Molecular function (GO): calcium ion binding
Source: RefSeq, a predicted model, not a curated record